This is a messenger RNA of Galendromus occidentalis (western predatory mite), 709 nucleotides long. RefSeq lists its product as uncharacterized. The record is from RefSeq and is a predicted model, not a curated record. The coding region runs from base 114 to 464 and encodes 116 amino acids. The transcript has 5 exons. Lineage: Eukaryota; Metazoa; Arthropoda; Arachnida; Mesostigmata; Phytoseiidae.
AAAAGGCUCGCGAGAGCAGACGACUGUGCUUUCGGUAUUUGGAUCAAUCUUCGGUACUUCCGGAGAGAAUUUCAGGUCCUUCCGAACAUCUCGGUAUUGUGGUGCCACGCAUAAUGGCGGUGUCUUUAAAAAGGGUUGUCGAUCGUUGUCCAACACCUUCGAAAUCGAACCUCAAGAAAGGUGGCAAUCCCCUCACUAAUAUCGCACGCGGUCGCAAGUUCUCGACAACCAAGUGGAAGGUUCAAGCGAUUGGAACCCCGAACACUGAAUCGACUCCUGACAUGGACCAAGCUCCUGAGAAUCCAUCUCUUGAAGAAAUUGAGAAGACACCGCGAAUACCCCCUCAUUUCGAGAGAACUCCAAAAUUCACGCCUGGAUGGCCAUGCACCGCCUUCAAGAGAUUCGAAAGUCUCCCCGAACUCCCACCGAUGACCCCGCCCGUUUUUUCCCUAUAUACUCCGUAGGUUCCCAAGACGAAGCUCCCUCUCGAUCCACGCUCGACGACCUUGAUUGGGUGGAGGGAUUUUUUAUCCAGGCAAGGUAGACAGACAGACACAGCAGACUGAUCAUCUGAAUUAUUGCAUGCAAUGAAUGGGCAUAUUUGUGCUCUCAUUUGUGGAACAUUUUAGGAGCGCUGGGUGAUCCCGGUGAAAGAGAUCAUCGACCGCGAAGUAGGCGACGAUUUGUCGCAAAAUAAAAUUUCGAAACC